GACAGAGCAGAUCUUACACUUCUACCACUAAACUAACAGUCUGCAUUUGAUGUUGGAAACAACAACAGCGGCAACCACAUGAACUAAUUCAUGGAAAUCUCUUAGGAUUUCAGGUGUAUAUUUGCUGGAGAAACAAGAAUCCAAAUUUCAAUUCAAGUCUUGAGUGAAAAAUGACUACAUCAGAUGCAAAUUCAACAACUAGCUCAGAAUCAUAUCAACAGCUCCAAAGGGCUACUUCGGCUCACUUUAGGAGUCCUUCCCUUCAUCUAUUGUCAGAUACAGAAGAGUCAAGAGAGAAAUACCUCAACCUUGGUGUACCUCUUUAUAAAGCAGCAUUGAAAGGUGAUUGGAAAGCAGUUAAGCACAUCAUAGAACAAGAUUCAGCGCUGCUGACCGCGGCCAUUACAAAGGGUUGGUUAACAGUUCUUCAUGUAGCAGCAGGAGCAAACCAUGUCCACUUGGUAGAGGAGUUGGUGAAAUUAAUGAACGAGAGUGACUUGGAGCUCCAAGACUACAAAGGGAACACUGCCUUCUGCUUUGCUGCUGCUUCUGGGAACACAAAAAUUGCUGAAAUAAUGUGGCAAAGAAAUACACUCUUGCCAACAAUUAGGGGUGGACAAGGAGUGACACCUGUAGUCAUGGCUGCUUUACAAGGGAAAAGUGCAAUGGCAUGGUAUCUAUACCCUAAAACUUUUGAAAUGUUUGGAGAAUUGGAUUGGAUUCUGCUGUUCUUCAUUUCUAUCAACACUGGAAUUUAUGAUUUAGCCUUGGAACUGCUACGAAGGAGGCCGACAUUAGCCUUAGCUCAGGAUGGAAACAAUGGCACAGCUUUGCAUGUCUUAGCUCGAAAACCUUCAAAUUCUGGUCACCAGAGUUCAUCAUAUCAAAAACAAAUCAUGAAGUCCUGUGUGAAGCAAAAUCUGGUCAUUGAGCUUGUUAGGAAUAUUUGGAAACAAAUUCUUCUUCUAGAUGAGUUGAGCAUGAUGAAAGUCAUAAGGGAACCUUCACAAGUUAUAUUCGAUGCCGCUGAAGUUGGAAAUUUUGAGUUUCUAGAAGAGCUUUUGAGCUCUUACCCUGAUUUGAUGAUGGAAAAGGAUAGCAGAAACCGAAGUAUAAUUCACCUCGCUGUUUUGCAUCGUCAUGCCAGUAUCUUCAAUCUCAUUCAUGAAACUGGCCCAAACAAGGAUUCCAUAGUUUCUUCCCUGGAUAGUAAUGAUAAAUGCAAUUUAUUGCAUUUUGCUGCAAAAUUAGCACCACCAGACCGACUUGACUUGGUUUCAGGAGCAGCUUUUCAGAUGAUGCUUGAGCUGUUAUGGUUUGAGGAGGUGAAGAAGAUAAUGCAACCAUCAGCGAUAGAGAUGAAAAACUCUGAAGGCCUGACUCCUAGCGAAUUAUUCACCGAAGAACACGCAAAAUUGCUAAAAGAAGCUGAGUCUUGGAUGAAGGGAACUGCAAAAUCUUGCAUGGUUGUUUCAACACUGAUUGCCACAGGAGUAUUUUCUGCUGCAUUCACCAUUCCCGGAGCCAACAACAACGAAACAGGAACACCAAACUAUUUGGAGAAACUGCCAUUUCUGAUAUUUUCUAUAUCAGAUGUGUCUGCACUUAUUUCAUCCUCAACCUCCAUCCUCAUCUUCCUCUCCAUCCUUAUCUCACGUUAUGCAGAAAAAGACUUUCUCAAGUCACUGCCAUUGAAGUUGGUAUCUGGGCUCAUAGCACUGUUCAUCUCCGUCAUGAGCAUGAUGAUAGCUUUUAGCAGUGCCUUCUUUGUAACGUAUUAUCAUGGUGUCAAGUGGGUCCCUUGCUUCAUUUCAGUACUUGCAUUCGUUCCGAUACCCUUGUUCUUGUUCCUUCAAUUUCCUCUCGGGUUUGAUAUACUCUAUACCAAAUACUUCUGUAGGUCUCUGUUUCGACCAAAUAAACAUAUACUUUACUAGUUACUCGACUCAAUUCUGUGUAUGCAUGUUUAAGUAAUGAAGUUAUUUA
Messenger RNA from Prosopis cineraria, 1986 nucleotides. RefSeq lists its product as uncharacterized. Gene Ontology annotation, molecular function: protein binding. The transcript is spliced from 7 exons. The record is from RefSeq and is a predicted model, not a curated record. Lineage: Eukaryota; Viridiplantae; Streptophyta; Magnoliopsida; Fabales; Fabaceae. Bases 171 to 1937 code for a protein of 588 amino acids.